CUGCAGUCACUAUAACAUCGUAGCUUUAGGCUACUAAAAUUAUUUACUAUUUUGUUAUUAAUAAUUAUUGUAAGUUUUUUUCGUUCAUUCGCUUUUGCUUUUCGUCGUCUCGUUUUUUAUACAGUACCAGCGGUUUGUCGACUAUCGGUUUAUGCAUUCAUUCCGUUCGGAUUUAUUUGGACUGAUUGUUUACAGUUUUUUUCGAUCAUCGUAGAUUGCAGGUAAGAAUUAUUUUAAACAGUUUAUUAUUUUGUUCGAGUUGGGUAGUUUGUUUUUGUUUUACGCUAUUUUAACUGUGUCCGUCAUUAUAUCUAUUCAUGUUUAUACUUUUUCUUAAAUGAUCCAUUGUUGUUAAUUGCACUGUUUUAAUUUAAUUAAGUAGGUAUAUUAUUUUUGGUCUUGUCAUUAACUUAUAGGUACUCAACAGGUAUCUACUGAGUUGCCACCAAUGACUACAAUAGUUAGGUAUUAAUAAUAAUACCAUUUCUUUUUUUAUUUAGUAGGUGCUAAAAUAUUAAAAUAUCUAUAUUAAUAUAUAUAUAUAUAUUUGGUAGAAGAUUACUGUUUCUUCGAGAUGUUUAUCCUGCCUUUAUCUAUUAAUAUUUUCUAUAUUACAUUUAAUAUUUUGUUGUGUAAAUCAGUUUAAACUAUUACCAGUUUAUCCACCAUUUGUUGUUGGAGUAACUGUCUGUAUGUAAGAUUUACCAAAAUAAAUCUCAAUAAAAAUUUUACAAAUUGAACAAAUGUUCAUGUUUCUAAUACUUGUUUUUAUUUGGUCGGUUUGAUAUAGGUACUAAUGUGAUAAAUUGUCUUGUCUCCCUUCUUAUUUAAAUUCGUCAUUAGGACCAUCCUGAAUUACACUGUUGCCUUCAGUUUUAUAUAUCCGAUGCUUGUAUUCUUUAGUUUAAACCUGCUAAUGUUUCCACAUCAUUCCUUAUUAUGCCCUCCCAUCUCAGACUUGGUUUUCCCAGCGGUCUUUUCCAGUAGAAUUUUUUUCUAGUACUACGCGUAUAAGUGGGUUUUGGCUACGCCAAGUAUGCCUAGCCCAUUGUAAUCAUUUAUUUCUUACCGUUUCCUGUAUAUUGGGUCCAUGGAAGAGCGUUCCUAAUUAAUUGUUUUUCUUUAUCCUAUACUCACCACUUAGUAUGCUAUUUACAGGUUCAAAAAUCGUUCGUAAUAUUUUUCUCUACAGAAUUAAGAGUUUUCUUUUAUUACUUUUUCUUAGUAGCCAUGUUUGAACUCCAUAAGUAAUUAAAGAUCGUAUUAAUGCAAUAUAUAAUUGUAUUUUCAAAUCCUUUAAAAGUGAUUGUGAUCCCAAUAAUUUAGCAAAAGCACAUUGAGACAUUUAUUUCCUGACUGAAUUCUCAUCCCCUAUUUCUUUUUCAAUUUCAUUUCUCUCUGACAAUAUUGACUUUAGGUAUUUGAACUGUUUUAGAUUCUGAGUAGAGUGAGGUAUGUAUUGGUUUUACAAUAAUAUUAACAUUUUUUUAUUUUUUUUUUCUGUGCACAACUUUUCUACUAGCAAUUUUACUUUGAUUUUCAAGUGUAGCAAAUUUUCUGAAAGAAAAUUGGAUUGGGGUGGUACUUUAGGAAGAUCAUUAUUUUGAUUUUCCCAUGGGUUUUCAUAAUAAAUGGAAAAAAAUGGGAAAAUAUACAAAAUGUAUUAUUUUCAAAUCAUAAAUAUUAGGUAUGGCCUUUAAAAAAAUGUAGAACUGAACUCCGAUCAGAAUUGUUUUUCAUUAACAAUAAUCUUUGCAUACAGAUAUACAUUAAAUUUUUUCUCCUAUUUUCUCAACUUCUCAACUAUAACAGUAACUGCCCAUUAUGUAAAGUAUGUCUAUUUAUUUUGUUUUUUUGAAAUUUCGGUUGUUGACUUUAAUAGUUGGGUAUUAUCUUGUGAUGUCUCAUCUUCCUAUGGUCAUGUACUCCGUUUUGUGAUUCCUUCAUAAUCAUCAAAUCAUCUACAUCCCCUGAUUUAAUUUAUAUUGGUUCCAUAGUUAUAUUUUUUACUUUAACUUUAACUAAUGUUUAUAAAAUGCUUAUCUCUACUAAUUUUAUUAGCUUAACCUGGAAAUGGAUCUUCCUCAUACUAUUGAUUAGGUUCUGUGUUUACUAUCAUAUAUUUUCUUGAACUCUUUGAAAAGUAUGUGUAAAGUAAAUUGUUUUGUACUUGUAUUAAAUUUCUAAUGUCUAGAUAGCCUGGAGACAGUAUACAACAUAUGUAAUUGUAAUUGCUUAAAUAGAUAGUUUUUAGUGAGAAAUCAUAAUAUUGUGUUUGGAGGAUUUCAGUAUAAAUUUAAAGCUAGAUAAUAUGAUUUCAGUGUUUAUUUAGUACUGUGUCUAGUAUACUAUUACAAUUUAUGUAUUAAUGUGCAUCUACCUUUCUACAUGCAAAGAAAAAAAAAAGCAAAAUAAUAAUAAUAGUUUAAGUUUUAAAAAAAUUUGAAGUGCACACUAUUGAAUAAUAGGUAAUAAUUUAAUAUCAUUUUAUUAAAGUUGUGAGUAUAUUAUCUUAUUAAAAAAGUGGUGUGUUAUAUUAAAUAAUAAAAUAGUUCAGUGUGAUCACAGUUUUUUAAUACAUACAUCCUGCUCAAGUAUUUCUUUACUUCGCCCAUUAUUGUAGUCUUUUAUUUCUUAUUGGCUAGCAUUAAUAUUGUUAAUAGUAAUUGAAGAACUCGGGAAAGAAUUACAACAUAGGCCGGAUGUCUAUAGAUAUGUAUUGCACAUAUAGAACGAAAAAUGAUACCUAUUUAUUUUAACAUCCUGUAUUGUUAGGGUUACCAUAAUGCUUUUAGACCAAAUCCGGACACCAGUUUGAAAAUAAAUAAUAACCCAAAAAUAACAAAUAAUAUAUAAUAAUAUAAUGUAAUAAAAAAUAGUGUUAAUUCUCUUCAGAAUAAACUAUAGAGUCGUUAUCCAGCACUAGAUAGGUAUGAAGUAAACAAAUUAUAACAAUAAUAGAAAUAAUAUUAGUUUAAUAAUAAUAUUAUUAUUUUAUGUCAACAAUGAUAAUAAUGGGUCCUACUACUAAGGUCCUGAGAAAAAUAUGAACAAAAAUAAAAAUUACAAAUUAUACUUAUACAGAGUGUAACAUGAAGAUUUGACACAUGAUAUAAUAUUUGGGACUGAUAUAGCCAUGUUUUUUGUUUAUUGUAAAAUCCGGACAGUCUGUACUAACCCUAUGUAUUGUAUGAUUGUUGUAAAUGUUUAUAGAUAGUUAAUAUUUUAUUUUAUUAAAUAGUUUAUGUACUAAAAAUAAAAAUAACAAAUUUUUUUCAGAUCAAGUGAAUAUUGUAAUAAGCAAUGUAAUUCACUGGACCAGAACAAUUUUUCUUAACAAAUACCAGAAAAAAUCCUUUACUUAUCAUGGUUCGUAUCAUUUAAAAUUAGUUUUGUAAUUUAUUAAGAAUUUAUCAAAAUCUUAGUGAUUAUUGGAAGUUUAAGCCAAAUCUUCAAAUUAGUAUAUGUAGCAUUUAUGUACUUUUUUAAUUAGGUAAUUACUUAACAAAAUUAUAAUUAAAAUUGAUUUCCAAUAGUAACUUAACUAAAAUCUAUAAAAAUAAUUUCUCAUGUAUUUAAUGCAAUAUUAUUAUGAUAAUUAAUAUAUAAUAUUGUAAUCAUACAGCAAGAAGAAAAAUAGUAGGAAAAAAAUUUAUUUUUGGACUAAUUCUAAUAGAAUUUGUUUAUCCUAAGAUUUACCAAAUCUUGAUUGUUUAAGACAGAAUUACUAUCAUAUCUUUUUCUUUUUACAGUCUAUCAGUCCUUAAAAUUAUUCCGUCACACAUCCUAUUUUCCAACUUUGCCUAUCAGCAGCUCUUGUUUUUCAAUCUAAUCCUCCAUUCAGUGCCUCUUUUUUAAUUACAUCUUUCUACCUGAAAUAUAUCAUUCCAGUGGUCUUUUAACAACUGAAUUCUCAUCUAUAAUCAUAAUAUAUAUAAGUUGGUUUUGGAAUCACCACGUAUAUCAAGCUCACUGUAAUCAUUGGCUUCUGAUUAUCUUUAAUAUAUUAUCCUUCAGAAAAGCCUUUCUAAUUAAUUAUUCUUCCUUGGUAUACACUCUUCGUCCCUCAUUUAUCCAAAAAUCUGCCUUAGGAUUUUUCUUUCAAAAACCAUUAAUAUCCUUUUCUCCUAUUGUAACAUAUAUAAUAUAAUAUAUACAUUUUUUUUUUACCAAAGAACCUGUUGGUUUUAAAUAAAUCUUUAAUGUUAUAUAUUUUGGCUUGAAUUUUCAAUAAGCAUUAUGACAUAAUAUGUAAGAGCUAGAGUUGCCAUUUUUCAGGAUUAUAUGCUAUAAUUAAAACGAAAAUUCUUAUUAUAACAUUUAUUUUUAUUUAUAAAAUAUAAAAUGUAUAGGUACCUAUGUAAAUCUACUGCUAAAUGCUAUAAAUUGAAAUAAAUCAUUUAAAUUAAAGAGUGUUUUUAAUUAGUACUGACUUAAUUAAAUUUAUUUGUUAUGGGGAUGGGCUACUGGUAUAAAACAAAUACAGAUAUCCAAUGUUUUAAAUUAAAAAGCAUAAGUUAUUAUUGAAAUUAAUCAACAUAUUAGUUGAAUACUUGGUUUUACUAAUAUUUUUUUCAUAUUUCAGACAAUAUUGAUAUUUUUUAAUGUUCUGAUAAAAAAACAUAGGGUAUAAAACUGAUAUCAGCAAUAAUGGUUGAUAGUGUCUGUUAAUGUAUUGGCUCACCCCUAUCAUUUCAUAAAUAGAACAUUUGUGAGAAAAUAAGUAACAAAAUAUAUUUGUUAAUCAAAUGGUCUAUGGUAAAUAGUUUUGUUAAUCAAAAUAGUGAAAUGUAUUAUAAAUGUGGUAUCGAUGUGUUCAUGAUAAUACUUUGUAAAUAUUCAGGAAAACAUUUUAAAAUGUAUUGAUUUACUUAUGGCAACUUUAGUUUAAUAAUGCAUAUGUUCAUAUUUACUGGCAAAAUUGUUCUUAAUGUCUACAGUUUUGGUUAUUCAACUUGGUAAUGAUUGUUUACGAAAAUUAAAAAGUAAUAAAUGAACCUAGUUGUUUUUAUCCGUGGGUUGAUUUCAGAAUGAAAAAGAUGACAUAUGAACACGAUCUAAACAUCUAACAUACUUGUUAUUGCUAUUUAAGUGGAAGUCAGUAUGAUAUGUAAUAUGGUUGUAUAUUUAUAAAAAAAAUUUGUUAUUUAGAUAUAUCCUAUUUUAUAUAGGUGUAUCUCAGGAUUAUAUGUUCUGGUGGGAUUCAACUAAAUAUCUACAUGUCUUUUUGAAAAUUAUUUUAAAAACUAAUACAUACUUCAUUAUUUUGCAUUUUUAAAAUAAAUAUUCUAAUUUUAUAUAAGUAUAUUCGUAAUAAUAUUACAAUUACUAGAAUUAGUAAUUCUGAGAAAUACUGUGUUCUACAUUUAGUACAUAUUUUUUUUUUAAGUGUUAUGAAUAUUUUAUUGCCAACUAUAUAAAAGGUUUAUUUUUAGUGUGUGAGAUACUAAUUUAAACAAAAUAAUCUGUUAUACACUUAAAAUAAAAGUAUGUAAUUUAAUAUCAACUAUGUCAUGAAUUAUAUUUAUAAUACAAAAAUGUUUCACUUUUGAAAUGAGGUACAUGCUUAUGUAUGACUUUUUUUUAUAAAUUUAAACCUAUAAGAAUAUAAAAUAAAACGUUAAUAUAUAAUAUUAUUUAAUGCAAUUUUAUCAUGCAAGUCAAUUUGAGUUUAAGUGUAUCAAAUCAAAUACUUAAUUGUAUGUUUCCUAGAUUAAAUGGAACUUUAUACACUGAUAAAUUAUUCUAUGCAUGCAUUUAGAUCAUAAUUUUAUAACCUACCUAUUGGAGAGCUUUAUUAUACAAAUUUUGUUUAAAACACAUAUUUUUUCAAACAUAAUUUUUAUUUUUUAUAAAAAAAUAUAGGUUAAUUUGGAUGAACCACCUUUUCUUGCUGUUGGCACAGAAGUUAGUGCGAAAUAUAAAGGUACAUUUUGUGAAGCAAAAAUCAAAAAAAUAACUAAAUCCGUUAAAUGCAAAGUAAGUUAAUAUUUUAUAAAACACAGUCAAAUUCGUUUAUUACGAUGCCAUAUAUAAUGAUAUUCCGGAUAAAAUGAUUCCAAACAAUGUAUUUGGUUGGUUUUAUAUGUUAUGUGUAGUACUAUUAUUCGUAUUUAACGAUAUUAGUUCCGGAUAUAGCGAUGUUAUUUUGAAACGAAAAUUGGUUCUUUUAAUCGCCUAUAGCAAUUUGAUUUCGUUCAUUUUAAAUUACUAUCUAUUUCAGAAAUAUAUUUUUAUAUUGAUCAGGUGCGUACUUUUGUUUCGAUAAACAGUGAUAUAAAUACAUACUGUACAGUAGAAGUAUUAAUGGCAUUAAACAAUAUUUCUAAUUUUGUUAAAAAAUCUUAUUCAAAUUAUAAACAAACCACUAUAAUAGAUUAUUUUUCAAAUAAAUCGUAAACAUAUAAUAUAUAUAAUAUGUACUUUUAUUAAAAAUUAUAAAUACCUUGAAUGUUAAAAUAUGUAAUCUUAAAUAAAAUUAUACAGUAAAACAUUUGUUUAAUAAAUCGAUUUUUUAAAAAAAUCAAGUUACUUUUUAUAAUCCAGAUAUAACAAAGUUCGGUUCUAACGAUCAGAUUCCCUAGGUCCCUUAAAGAUCGUUAUAAGAGAAUUUGACUGUAUAAUUCAUUAAAAAGAGUACUUUUCAUUACAGUAAUAUGUUUAAUAUUAAGGUUCAAUAUGAUAAUGGAUCGACCACAUUGGUCUCCGAUGAAAUAGUGAAAGGACCAUUAAAGGUAUUAUUAUUUAUUUUAAAUGAGAAUAAAUAUAUUUUAGUACACAAAUUGUAAUCUUAGGUUGGAGCUACAGUUGAAGUAAAAUGCACUGACAAAAAAGAAUUAGUUGGAGCAAGAAUAAAAAAAAUUCAAGAUUGUAGUCAAUAUACUGUGGGUAUGUAUGGUAAAUGUUUAAUUGUAAUGUCUAAUAUAUAUGCAUUAUACUUAAAAAUUAUUAUUAAUUAUUUACAAGGUGUCCUAUUAGGAUUCAAGAAAUGCAAUAACUUUUAUUCUAUUUAAUAUUUUUGAUGUACAUUUUUUAAAUAAUAAGUAUGCCCCAACACUACAUUUAUAUAUGAACAUUUUUUUUAGAGAGAUUGGGACUUAAAAUAAAAAAUUUAAAAUGUUACUAUAAUUUUUUUAAAAAAUUCAAAAUAACCAUUUUGUAAAAUAAAUUUUUAGAAAGACUUUGGUGGUUGAAACUUUUGUUAAUGAUCUUUUAUUUUCUACAGUUUUUUGAAAAUUUGAAUAAUUUUCUUUUCAAUCUUAAUAAUAUUUUUAUCAACAUAAAGUUACCAUUAUUGAUAUUUGGAUAAUGCAUGGAAAUAAAAUCCUUACCAAUAACUGAUAACUGAAUAACCGCAAUAGAUAAUAUUCACAUUUGCGAAAACUUCAAAAAAUUGUAUAAAAUAAAAGACCAUACUUUAACAAAAAUUUCAACCACGAAAAAUUUUCUAAAAAUUUAUUUUACAAAAUGGCUAUUAUGAAUUGUUUAAUAAAAAUUAUAAUGACAUUUUAAAUUUUUUAUUUUAAGUCCCCCUCCCCUUAAAAAAUAAUGUUCAUAUAUAUACUGUAGCGUUGAGACAUAACUAUUAUUAAAACAAAUUUAUAUCAAAAAUAUUGAAUAGAAUAAAAGUUAUUGCAUUUGCCGAAUCCUCAUGGGACACCUUAUACAGGGUGUCCUACAAUAUUAAAAAAAAAAAAAAAUUAAAUACUAACAAAACAUUUUUAAAAUAUAGGAUAAUUGUAUAUAUUUUAUUUUUUGACUUAAUUUAUUAUUUAUGUAUUACAGUUUUUAAUGAUGGAGAUGUAACAUGUUUAAAAAGGACUGCAUUGUAUUUGAAAACUAAAAGAGACUCUGAUACAAAUUCUAAACUUCCUCUUAACAAACCAGAAAAUAAUUGUAUACCAAUGCAAAGUGUAGUAUAUAGUCGACGAAAUCGACAGUCUAAUCAAAGUUCUGGGUAAAUAAUUAUACAUUUAUUAUUUUAGUUAGCUAUUUAAUCAAACAUUUUACUAGAUAAAUUACUUUAAAUGAGAACAUUAAAGGUAUUAAAGAAAAUAUUAUUUUAUUAAAGAAAUAUCGUAAAAAAAAUUACAUACAUUUUAGUAAAAAUAGUUGUUCAUUGAUUUCUACUAAUCAGUUGUUAUUCAAAUAGAACUUAGGUAUUUUUCUACAAUAUGAUACCAAAUUUUUGUUGUAUUAAAUAUUAAAAGUAGAAAAUGUUUAUUUAAACCAGUUUAUGUAUUUUUUUUUAUUUUUCAUAUUUAUUUUUCCUAUAGGAUGUUGGUAUCAUAUUGUAGGAAAAUAUCUAAACUUUUGUAAUAUGAGGUUUUCAUAUAAAAACUGCUUUUAAUUUGAGUAUUUGAAGUAUAUUAAACUAUGUGGUGGUGAGUCAGUUAAACCGAUAGGGUCAUGUGGCCAAAUCUAAUGAACCCAUUCUAUUCUUUUAGGGUAUCAAAAUUUUAAUUAUAUAUGUACUAACAAUUUUUUUCUUGAAUAGUCCUUCAAUGUAUAUAUAUAUAUAUAUAUAUCCGAAUGAAAACCCUCCAUCAACUGUGUGUAAACAUCUUGGUAAGAAAAAAAAAACUUAAGUUAGGAAAGUUGUGAUAUCAAAUAGGGGCCAAGUAAUUUCUUAAAAUCAUUAGUAUAGAAAUUGUUUAUAUUUGAUAAAGUGUGAUGAUUUAAUACAAAUAAUUUAACCUAGUUUGGCAGUUACAAAUAUUUAUGACUACAAAUAAAGAUACAAUACCAACAUGAAUAUUUACAUCUCCAUAUUUUAAUUUUAUAAUAUUAACAUAACACUAUUUUAGUAUACAUUAAAUUAAAUUAAAUUAUUGCACUUUAUCAAAUAUAAAUAAUUUCUAUACUAAUGAAUUUAAGAAAUUACUUAGCCUCUUUUUGAUAUCGCAAUUUUUCUAACUUGAGUUUUUUUUCUUAGCAAUUACGCAUUCAACAUAAAUUGUCAAAUUGUUGAAAAAAAAAUAGUGUUUCAAGUAAAAACUAUGCUAAUACUUUUGCAUAUUACUCAGGCUGUAAUUAUCAGUGAUAAACUUAAAAUUUAUAAAGGUAUCAUCUGCUUAAAAUACUGAUCAAUCCAUGUAAAUUUCAAAACAAUUAGUCCAUUAGUUUAGGCUACAGAGAGGUUAAACCAUUUUUUGUAAAAUUACACAGGUUAAAUGGGAGUUGGCUGUCUCAUUCACUGGAUAUAUAUUUGUUAUACAUAAAUAUUGUAAUAUUCAAUUUAGACAGUUAACUAAUAAAUUAAUAAAUUAACAAUUAAAAAAAAAUAUAUUAAUAUUGUUUAUAUUACCUUAGUAUACUUUAAUUUUAUCUAUAAAACUGUCUUGAGUUAUAGAGGAAUAAUAAUUGAUUUAAUUAAUAAUAUUUUUAUUCUUCUCUGUUGUAAAGAACAAAUCAGUUAAAUAUUUUGAUGCAAGAAUACAAUUUUACUGAAUUAAAGGUUGUUAUCUAAUUUUAUUUUUUUAAUUCACAUAGUUUUUAAUUAUCCAAUCAAAUAGUUAGAAAUUACUUUUAUAAUACAUUAAUUGUACAAAAUUUUAAUAAUACUAUUAUUUGUUUGGUAUUUUAUUUAUUAGACAAGAGAAAAUUUCUACUGAAAUGGAUAAUAAAGAUAUUGGAAAAGUAGUUUGUGUGGAGUCUAAUGAUAAAAAGAAAAUUAGAGAUAAUUGGUUUCCUGGUUUAGUAGUAGCUCCAACUGCACAAUUGACAGUCAAAACUAAUAUUGAAUUUGACCAUUUAGUUCGGUCAUUUAAGGAUGGAAAAUAGUAAGCUUUUUUAUUAUUUAUUGAACCAUUUUAAUGAGUAAAUAAUUUAUUUGUAUUCUUUAAACAAAGCUAUACUAUAUCAAAAAAAGAUAUUUCUCACUUUACUAAAGAAAUUGGAGCAAGAGUAGAAAAUCCUACUCUUAAAACUGGUAUGUAUUUCAAUAUACACUAUUAAAUAUUACACAAUGUUUAUAAAUUAUAAUUUAAAAUUGUUAAUUUAUUUAGCGGUUGAAAAAGCUAUAUUGUAUAUUGACAAAGAUGAAUUACCCCCCCAUUGGGAUCGCGAUUUAUUAUUUGGUGUGGAAAAAAAUUGUGUAAUUACAGACAGUGAAGGAAUAUUAGAUGAUGUAAUAGAAAAAUUAUAAUUUUAUUAAUAUAUAAACUAUUUUAAUUGGUUUUCCUGAUAAUUAAAUUUGUUAUUUUUAAGUAUUCAGAGGAAGAGUCUAUUGAAGAAAAAGAUCAUUUUGUUGCACAAUUAUUUAAAUUUAUGGAUGAUCGCGGAACACCUCUAAAUCAAAUUCCAGUAGUACAUGGAAAAGAUGUUGAUUUAUAUAAACUGUUUAAGGUAUUUUUAUUGUUAAAUUUAGAGCAAUCAAUUUUUUUCUAUUUAAAAAAAAAAACUAAUGAUAAUUACAUCUUAUUAAAUAUUAUAUUUAAACUUUAUAGGGUUAACCCUAUAGCUUUAACCUUCUAAGGUUUCUCUUUCACAAUAAUCACUAAAAAGUUUAAAUUUUCUUUACCUUUACUAAACUAUUAAGGAAGCUUUAAGAACACUUUAAUAUUUGAUAUGAUUUGAGCAUCUUAUUAUCCUCUUAACUGUUCACAGAUGUUUAAUAUCAGUAAAAGUACAGCGAAUAGGUGAAAUUCCAGAAUAAAAAAACUUCUCAAAAUAUAUACUAAAUGAAGGUUUUAAUUUAAAUGUAUUAAAAUUAUUAGUUAAUAUUAUUUUUUCUGAAGCCUUUUGCUUCCCUCCCCAUGGGUGUUCAUGGUCCCAGGUAGCUCAGAUGAUAAAGCAAUCACCCAGCAGAUCAGAAACUGAUUUGAUUCUUGGUCCAGUCACUUGAUUUGUAGCACUAUUUUCUGUCAAGAGAACAUGGUCAUAGAGUAAUAACUCAUUAUGAAAUUAUUAUUUAACAUAAAAGGUUAUUUUCAUUUGUUGGUUUUUAUUAUUAUUUAUCUUAUUUUGUCUUCUAAAAUAUUAUUAUAAAGUUUGUUAGUAUGGUUGAAUUCAGUUAUUUUAAAAUUAUAAACAAAUAUAUUUUCAUUUAUAGGUAGUUAAUACUUUGGGUGGUUAUAACAAAGUUACUAAAUAUAAACAAUGGAAAAUUGUAAGCUGUCAUAUUGGACAUAGUAAUUCAAUUUAUCAAAUAAAACAAUCUUAUCAAACGUAAGUGUAUCAUUUUUAUGAUAUAAAAUUGUUGUAUUAUAUUUCAUUAUUUUUAUAUUAAUUUACAGUUAUUUACAUAGUUUUGAAGAUUUUUAUCGGAAAUUAGGAUGUACUAUGUUAAGUCACCCCAGAGGUGUAAGAUCCCGUAGUCGCUUUAGUCGUAAUAUAAUUCGAGAUAUAGAUAAAUCUUUACCUAGUACAUUAACCAAUGAUAAAAAGCCACUUAUAAAACAAGAAUCAACUGAUAAUAAAAUAAAUAAAGCAGAAGCUUCUGUUAAAGAAAAUGAUGAUGUUUUUAAAGAUCCUAUGGUGAUAAAAAAAACAACUAAAACUACUAAGUCUGAAGAAAAACUUUUAUCAAAAAACAACGAUGACUCCAAAAAAGGCGAUAAAAAAAAAGAUGAUAACAAUGCAUUGCGAAAUAAAUCUUCAAUUAAAUGUGAUCCUGAUAUUUUAGAUUCAAAUGGUUCUAAAAUAAAAAAAGACAAUUCAAAAAAAGAAGAUAUCACAAAACCAGAUAGUACUGAAAGUAAAAAAACAGAAAAAAGAAGUUAUACAAGAAAUUUAUUUGGAAAAUCAAUGCGUAAAAAUACUAAAAGUGAAAAAAUUGAAAAAGUGCAAACAAUUGAACCUGGGUUAUCAAGUUCUAGAAAAAUGCGAUCAUUUAAAGAUCAUCUCAAGGUUGUUGUUGUUAAUGUAUUAACUCCAUUUAAAAAAUCUAAAAGAGGUGGUGCCCAGGCAGAAACUUUGAAUAAAAUCAAACCGGAUGAGGAUGUACCCAAAGUAAAAAUAUAUUACUUAGUAUAUAUAAAUUAAUAAGAAAAACUUAAUAUAAAUAGUUAAUUAUACUGUGUCUUCAAUUUUAAAGGCAACAUGAAAUAUUUAGAGUGAAUUUUAUUGAGGGGGAGGGUUAAUGUGUACAGGACACAUGAAUACACUUUGUUUAAUAAAUUUUAAUUUUUAACUAUCCACAGUAAAAUAAAAAUGUCUAAUAGGAAGCACUGUUUUUGGACUGGAUUUGGAUUGUUUUAUUUUUCCAAGGAACUUCAACCUUUACAAUUUUUAAUAUUUUCAAAAUUGACUUUUUAAGACAAUCAAAAGUUCAAAUAAAUUAUUAUAAUAAUACUUAUAAAUGUGUGACUAUUGUAAAAUGUAAUAAUUACAAAUUAUCUUAUUCUAAACUUCAAAAUCAUGCUAUUUCCUGUUACCUUUAAUAUUGAAGAGUAUAAUAAAAUUAAAUAUAAUUUCAUGAGAGUGAUUUUAUGUGAUAUUAUGACACUGUUAAUAUUAAUUGGGUACUAUAAAGUAAUGAAAUAUUUUCUAAUAAUAACAGUAAUUAAUUAUUGUAUCUAAAAUUUUCAAUUUAAAAAAAAAAUAUUGAAUUUUUUAAAUUUGAUUUUAUUAAUUUUCUAGCUUACACGGUCAAAGUCCAAAGAUGAUGUUUCUAGCAAAAGAAAAUUGUCAGUCUUAAGUGACCAAGCGUUAAACCUGCAAGUUUUAGUUCCAAAUCAAAGUCCAUUAAAAAAAGCUGAUGGAAAUGAGAGAAAAAGAAAUGUAAAAAAGAAAAUUCCCGAAAAAGAUGAAAAAUUAAUUUCAAACAAUUCAAAUUCUGUACCCAUGUAAGUUUGAAUACAUUUUACUUUUACAAGGUAAUUGUUAUUUAAUUUAAUAAUAUUUCAAUAUUUGUAAUUAAUUUAUUAAUAGUGGAAGUCAAGCAAUAAUAGAUAAAAUGAUGGCAUCAACAAUUACUGUUAAUGAUGAUUUGGAAGUUUACUAUGGAGAUAAACACGCUACAACAUAUGAUGCAAAAGUAAAUUUAAUUGAAUUAAUUAUGUUUUUAUAUGAAAUGCUUCAUUAUUAGUUAAAAUAAAUUGUUAACAAAUUUAUGAGAUAUUACUUAAUAAUUAUAUUAUAGAAUUUAAAAUUUACUUAAUUUUCAUUACCCAAUAAAAUUAAAUAUAUUCAAAUAUACAUUUUAAUUUGAUUUAAUUUAAUAAUAAUAAUUACAGAUGUGAGCCUAAUUUACGAUAAGUUUACAAUGAUAAUAAUAUAAUGUAUUGGUAGUUAUACCAUAAUAUACAGGUAUUAAAAUGAUAAAUAAUUAGUAAAAUACAAAUUUUUAAAAAAUAAUGACUAUUAUUACUCUUGGUACUUCCAGCUAAUAAUAAUAUAUUAUUAAUAGGGGAAUAUAUCAAAAAUGUUUUUGAAUAAUUAGGAAUGUAAAAAAGAUAUUUGUUUAGCAUACUAUAAAGGUUUAUUUUAAAAGAGAUGAGACUUAAUAAGGAUAUAAUCCAUUUAUAUAAUUGUUAAAUAAUUUACUUAGAAAUCUUGCAUAGGAGUAAUUUCUCCCAAAUUUGCAAUGUUUGUAAAUUUGAUAUUUGUAGAAUAUGGUCAUAGCAGGUAACUUAAAUAUAGUAUUUAUUAUUUCUUAAAUUUACAUGCAAUGAAUUAAAGUCCAUGUUUCCCAUAUAGUGUAUACUCUGAAUGAAUAUAAAUAAGGGAAGAUUAAAGACUUUUGAAGGUAUUAGGAUUACUAAAAUAAGGACAAUUUCCAUUUAUCAUAAAUAGAUAGUGAGUUCUUUUUAAUUUCAAGCAUAUGUAAGAUAAAUAAUGAUUUUGAAUUAAAGAUUACACCAAGGUUUUUAAUCUUAAGUGUUAAAUUUAAGAAAUUAUUUUACAAUUUAUAAUUAAAAGUUAGUUGGUUACAGUUUUUGGAAAAAGAGUGGCAUUUAUUGAAAUUAAGAACACCAAUUAUUUAUAUUAUUCAAAUAUUUUUACACUAUGGAAAAUACUACUUAAGUAUUAAAAAAAAUUAAAUUAAACAAAAUAUAGCCUGGAGUAUUAUUAAAUUUGAUGGUUUUAAAAAACUAUCAUUAGGUAAUACAAUAAUAAAGGGGUCAAAUAUUAAAAUACUGAAUAUAAAGUCAAAAUGAGGAAUACAUAUUAAAAAAUUACUAUUUUUUACACAAGGAGGGUAGUAAACCAAUUCUAUUAGACAAAAUUGAAAAAGUAGGAUAAGAUAAUAGAUUUGAGAAGUUUUAUUAUUAUUUAAAUAAUAUUAUCAAAGAAUAUUAUUUUUAAAAUUUGUCUGAAAUAGGAGAUAUUUUCUUGAAAUUCUUAACACUAUAAUUUAUUUGGUUUAUUAAAUUAUUAUUAGCCUUGGAACCACCUUUAUCAUUACAAGAUAUAACCAUAAAGUAAAGUUAGUGAGUAAAUUACAAUUUAUUACAAUUUAUUGAAUGGUUCAUUACAGCACAUCAUAAUUUUUCAAAAUAGGCACCUCCCGCAAUGAGUCAUCAACUCCAGCUAUUUUUCUGGACAUUGAAUAAGAUCUUGAUACAAGCUGCUUGGAUGUUUUUCUUUCAUUGGUCCUUUCAGGCAUGGAAACAAAAAUCGGUUAAGGAAAAUCAGGUCUAGACUUUAGAGGGAGGCUGGGGAAUCUUUUGAUGAACUCCUGCUUUGAUCAGAUAGUUGGUGGCAAGGAAGGUACUGUAUUUUGACUUGUACAAGACCACAAAACAUUUUCCAUCGAAAUGCCAGGUCUAACUAGAUAGAUGGCUAGAGACCCAGAAUUCAUUAGAUGACUUUUCUCAUUACCAUUUCUUGUCUUUGUCAUUACUUUCCAGAUGUACUUUAUAUUAUUGUUUAGAAUCGUUGUGAAUUUAUUAUUGUAUAAUAACUUAUGAUGAUUUGUGCAAAGUUUGGUUAUGUGUGUUUUGAAAUUCUAUUUGUGAUUUUCAUCAAAAUGUGAACUUAAAACCCUUAUAUGAAAAAACUACUAUAUUACACAUUUUUUCCGUGGACAAUUUUUCUACCAGAAAUCUUGUUCCGAUUUUCAAUUGUAGCACUUUUUCUGAAAAGGAAUAUAACUGGGGUGGUACUUUAGGGAGGUAAUUUUUUGAUUUCCCCGGUAGAGUUUACCCGGUAAAUGGGAAACACAUUGGAAAAAAAAAUACUAAUGCAUAUGUAUUAUUUUACUAUAAUAUGACUUAUAUAUUGUUGACUGAACUCUGCUCAGAAUCUUUAAUCAGCCCGUACAGACACACUGAAUUUCCAUUGUCUUCUCAAUUUGGCACCUAUUUUUGAAGUACAACUUAUAAUGAACCUGUCAAAUUAUUUUUUUGUUUGGUGAAAUAAUUUUAUCCAUAUAAAUAGUACAUACAAAAAACUCCUAAAUAUAAAAUGCCUUUUGAAGUCAAUGCUAGGAGUAUUUUGUUAAAAUGUCAGUUCUCUACAAUAAUUUUUAACCAAUUUACUACAAAAACCAAAAUCCAAAAUGAUAAAACUAUUAAUGUAAACUUUUCCUUUCUUUCUAUGUUUUUCCAGGUUUUACUCGGUUAUUUAAAAAAAAAACUACAUUAAAAAUCAAAACCAAACUCCUUAUUAACCAAUGAGAUCUUAAAUGCAACAAUAAAGGUCCCUUGUCUGUUUUCGAUUGGAGCAAUAUUUUUGGAGUAAACAUUUUAAAUAAUGAAAUUGUAAUGUAUCAAUUUUUUUCAUUUUUUGAAUAGAGUAUGAUUUCUGGUAGAAAAGUUGAUCACAGACACAAUACAGGAAAACUAAUUUGUUCUUGCUCUGCUGAGAAUUAAAAAAAAUGAGAAUAUGUAUGAUUGAAAUCAUGCAGAAUUUAAAGUCCUAAGAUCUAAUACUAAUAAUUAAUACUUAAUACUUAAUAUAGCAGCAUCUAAAGUCUUCCUAUAUAUAUUAUACUAUAACUUCAUUAUUGAUUAUGUUCAUUGUUAGAUCUAGGAGAUUUAAUUUAUUUAUCUAAUUAAUCCUUGGAAUAAUAAAAUGAAAGUGACAUCGAGAUGGCAGUGACCUGGCACCAGAUUGGUCAACAUAGAUUCAACAAUUUUGUUAUAUUUUUUUAUAUCUUACAGAUGCAAGCACAACAAGCAUUGUAAUGGUUUCAUUGUGUGCUUUAUUUAUGUAUUUUUUUCUGUCUGUUAAUAACUUUUUUACCAGAAACCUUUCAUAGAUUUUUAAGUGAAAGAUCUUUUUUUAUUUUCAACCAAUACAAAAAAUUACAAAAAAAAUUUUAAAAAAAUACCUGCUCAUCGCACCAACUAGAUUCAAAAUUCCAUAUAAAAGCUCUUUUGUAUUUUUUAACUAGAGUGAAAUUUCUGGUAGCAAAGUUAUAAACAGAAAAAAAAAGAUCACACAUAGUAAAACCAAAACACUCCUUACUUUGCUCAGAAUCUAAAAAGGGUACCAAGUUAUCAAUUAUUUACCUUCAUAGUUUUGGUCUUUAAGAUCAUCCUGCCCAAUGAUAACUUUACUAAUUUACCUAACUUUUAACCUAAUUAAUCGUAAUUUUUCUCUUUCUAAUAAUAAUCCCUUCCAAUCUUCUGGCUCCUUUUUUCUACAUUUUCUUGGAUAACUCAAUGGUUAAUGUUCUUUUUUCUUGGAGGUGGGGAGGGGUGUUUUCUAGGACCUUCCAACAAUCCUUCAUUACAUCAUUGAAAAGAAAAUUUUAAAAUAAUUUUUUUGUGUGGGGGGGGGGGGUUAGUUAGCAAUCAAUUUGUGGUCUAAUUGUCUAAUUUUAUUGACUGAAAUAAUUAUUUCUCAAUAAUAUAAUGCAAUUCAAACAAUUUAAAUUCUGGGUUCAACCCAUCCCCAGGUACAGCCUUGAGUCCACCAGCCCAAGCAAUCUUUCAGUCCAGGAAGAUAUAUCUCCUUAACUCCCAUAACAAGUCCCCUACUGCAUCAAUAUAUCUAACAUAAGCCUUAAUAAAAUUUGUAAAUUGUGUUAUUGAAUAUUAUUAGUUUUAUGUAACUAACUUACACUUGCAUGUAAUUUUCAGAUAAAACCAUCAAACUUCAUAAUGUUACUUUGCUUCAGGGCUCGAACCCUCCUGAAAUGUCAGACAAUAAUUUUUUAAAGUGAAUUGAUACAAUAAUAAAAAAAAAAAAACUAUUUUAUACAAUGAUGCCAUGCUAGACCAGCAUCCACUGUCCCAAUAUGAGGAACAGUCAGUGGUUAAUUGUGGCAUAGAAUAAUGGUUAAAUGUUGGGUAUUGACCCAAUUUCUUUUAAAAAUUAAGCAUAGAUCUAUUUCAUUUUGGAUUGUAGUUUGGUUGCUUAUCUCAAUGAAUACUAAGUACAGAAAUAAAAUCUAUACUAAUCAUAAUUUUGGAUAUAAAAUGGGCUGUGUUUAGUUAUUGGUUCCACUUAAAAUAUUUAUUACUAGAUUUUUAGGACUUUAAUGCCAGUGUUGAGUAAAAGUAGGGGGGAGAUGCCUCUAUUUAUUUAAGUUAAAAUUAAUAGUCCCCAUUAGUUUAAGUCUUUGAUGUCCAGAGUUAUAGGGAACUAUUUAGUUAUUGAUAUGGAGCUAUUUUUAAUGAAAUUUAAAACUCAUUAGUUUUAUUAUAAAAAAAAAUACUUUAAUAUCUAUUAGAUUAUGCAUAAAUAGACUCUUUUUUUCAUUUUAUAUUUACUGAGCAAGCAUAAAAGACUAAUAUUUUAUGGAGGGAGUAUGCAAUUUAUUUUUAAAUUUUUUAUUAUAACAUUUGAGUGAACUAAUCUGUGUAUGAGAGAAAAAAAUGUGGUCUUGUCUUUAUGAUAGGUUUCCUGAAAGUUUGGUUAAGUUUAGUUAGUUCUCAGAAACUUGGGAUUGAAUUGUGGAAUAAAAAGUAACCUAUAUUAUGGCCUGGAGAAUCUAGCUAUCUUGCUAUGAAAGUUUCAUUAAAAUUGGUUCAGUUAUUUCAGAGAUUAGUUUGGAUAGACACUUCAAUUUUAUUUAUGUGUUUACUGUUAUCAUGGUUUUUCUUGUAAUAUAUUUAAAAACAAAAUAAAUAUUAUAAGUACAAAUAUUAUUUAUACUCGUUGUUUACAAUACUUCAGCUGCUUUUUAUUAAUUUAAAGAAAUUCCUCAUAAAUUAUACUUGGGUUUUCAAAAAGAUAAAAAAAAUAAUCAUAAUAUAAAAAAAUAAAACUUUAGUAGGGAUGCAUAGUUAAAAUUUUGGUGAUUAGCAAAUUAGGUUAUUUCAUUCUUGGUUAACCAAACUUCACUAGGAUUUGUUUUCCUUAGCAAUGUUUUAUCAUUAUAACAAAUAUUAAUUUCUUACCUUUAUAUAUCCUACCUUCCAAAUUUUUUAACGCAUGUUUAAGUGUUAUUGGAACAAAACAUUUUAGUUUUUUUUUUUAUACAUAAAUUUGUUGAAUACUUUACAUCAGUGUGGUCCAACUUUUUAUAUCCAAUUUAAACUUUCUCGUAAUAACUGUUGGUUGUUUUAGCCACAACUGAAAAAAACAAAAGAUAGGCAAAUUUACCACAUCUUUUAUUACCUAAAGAUAAAUAUAAAUUGGAUACCCCUGAACACAAAAAAAAGGUGGCGUGGGUUUUAUCAAACUCCUGUAUAUUUAUUUAUAAUUUUUUUAUCUAAAAUAUAUUAAAAUUAUAGUAUUGUUAUUUAUGUUUCAAGGUUCUUAAUGUAUGUGAUAUUGAAGGUGAAUUGAAAUAUUAUGUACACUACAAAGGAUGGAAUUCUCGUUAUGAUGAAUGGAUCGAUAUUUCACGUAUUGCUUCUAAAUCAGAGACUCCAGAAUCUGGAAUAAACAACAGUGCAGAACCAGCAAAAAUUGAAGUAUGUUUAAUUGGAUUAUAAAUAUAAAACCACGAAAGUAUGAAUUAUUUAUUAAAACUGUAUAAAUACUAAUGAUUCAUUCACAUUUGUUUUAGUUUAAAUUAUUAUAUUAAAUCAUUAAUACUCCAAGGGUAUAUUUGAAAACACCACUAAUUACUUUCAAGUUACUUAGGGUUUUUUUAACAAAACAUGUAAUGGUUUCAUCAACAAUAGAUUGUCAACUAUCAGUUUUUUAGAGUACAAGAUUAGAUUGAUAAACAUAUACUUGUCCUACUUUUUAUGAGUUUUAUACAGUUUUAACCAGUCUUGCACAUAAUUAUCACUGAGUAUUGAUGUCGAAAAAUGUAUAGUUCUCUACAGCAGGAGUGAACACAUCGACAACUUAUCAUUAUUUUCUUAGCUCUCACAAUAAUAUCAGGCUAUAACAAUUAACAAGUCAUUUUUUCUUGCGCCUCUAGGUAAAACCUCUGGCAUUGUUAAACUCAUCAUCCUUUGAAAAUCCGGUUAUUUUUAUAAUAUUGAUAACGAUUCUCCUAAUAAAGGUAUGAUAAGGUGGGUAUGUGUGGCUUUUUUUUUUUUUUUAGUAAAAUUAUCAUUAAAUGGACUUUGUAUUAAUUAAAUAUUUAUCAGACAUUAUAUUAUACAAUUUUCUAGAGAACAUAAAUUUCCGCUCAAUAGGUCCAAUAAAUUACAAUUUAACUGAUUUUUAUAAAAAAAAACUUUCCCCGUAAUUUGGAGCAACUGUAAAUCGUUCAAAAGAAUGUUAUUGAAUAAAUUUAAACGUUUUGAGGUGAGUGAGAUGAUAAAAAUUGAACCACUUGUUUAAGAGUUAUCAACUUUUUCAUAAAUGUUAAUUAUAGUAAAUCAGAUUUCAUGUCUACAGCCUAUCCCUACAUGAUUUUACUAGUUCACACUUUCCCCACAUCCCACUUUAAUGACGGGACAAGAGUGAAAUCGAAAUUAAAAAAAUAUAAUGUAAAAUAAUGUUAUUUAAUUAUUAUUAAAAUAUAGAAUAUAUUUAAUUUACUAACAUUUGUUUCACUAAAAUUAUAUAAAAUUAAACAUUUAAUGAAGUACAAAACGAUACCAAAUGUUAACACUCAAGUUUUAUCAGGCCACUUUAUGCGGGACUUGAUAACACUAUAUAAAAAUAAUGUGAUGAACAUAAAAAUGUUAACAGCUCCAAGGGCACAAUAUGACGGAUCAAUUUAAUAUAGUAUUUUGGUGUAUAAUAUUAUGGAUUUUAUCAUGUCUAAAUGUCUCAUAAACAAACUUACCUCACCUUUUUAAUAAAACGUCCGCACAGAGGGGGGAAACCCAAUUCAUCCAUGCCGCAGAUAACGUUUUACAUUAUUAGGUAUUAUCUAUAAUAUAUUUUUCCUAAUGAGAAUAAUAAAUACCCGGUUACGAUAAAUCUAUUUUUAAAUAGUUUUAUUAUAGUUCAGAGAGAAUAUAACUAGAAGCAAGCCGCCAGUGGUUCUCAACUUAUAAAAUAUAUAAGGGAAAUUUUCAUAUGUAAGAAAUGAAUUAAAUAUUACAUAAAACAAUACUAGUUUUAACUAAAUAUGAAUAAUGAAAAUAUGUAUCAAAUAUAAAAUACAAAGAGUUGAUACUGAGGACGGGAGUGCCACUGUUUUUCACAGCAGAAGGGAAUUUUCCUAGGAUGGUACUUCAAGGUCAUUUUUUGAUUUUUCAGGGGCUUUCAUAAUAAAUUGUUUUUCAUAAGUUUUCAUAAUUAGUAAAAAAAUAUUACUAGCUUUUUUUUUAUGGACAACUUUUCUACCAGCAUGCUUUAAUUUACUAUGAUAGAACUUUUUAUGAAAGUAAAUUUGACUGGGGUGUUACAUUAGAAAGGUCAUUUUUAAUUUUCUCAGGAGGUUACUCAAUAAAUGGGUAAACCUAGACAAACGGGGAGGGGGGAAUAGAUAUAAUAUUAAACAAAUAUUAUUAAAGAAAAAGAAAAUAUAUAAUGCAUAUGUAAUUAUUUUUACUAUAAUAUGACAUAUAUAUUUAUUUAUUUAUUUAUUUAUUAAUACGGACAAAAGUCCAAUUCACAAUAUAUUUGUAUAGAUAACAAUAAAAUAUAACUUAUAUAAAUUAUAAAUUUAUAUAAUUUAAAAUAAUAAAAUAUAACAUAAUAAAAAAUGAAAAGUAUAGUAAAAAAGUAAAAAGCAACACUGUUAACCAAACUCCGCUCAGAAUCACUUUUUUAUCAGCAAUGGUUAGUGGUUGUAUACACAUAAAUACAUUAAAUGAGAAAUUGAUCUGCUUUAUUUAAGGGGAACUCUACCUUCCCAACAAUAGUACAAUAGUGACACCAUCCAUUUGUUUAUACUAGGCAUAAAAAGUUGACAAAAAAAAAUAUCUAUCUUGUAUGGGAAUGAUGUAGGUUGAACUAUUUUUUUUUGAAAAGAAAAAAAAUAUUUAGUAUAUUGAGUAUUCCAUGACACUUCUUUUAUCUUCUUUUUUUUUAAUUUCCUAAAAUUUGGUCAAAAUAAUCAAAAUAAAUAAUAAAUUAUUAUGUACACUAUCUUUUUUCUGUAUCAAUCAAAAAGUAUUUCAGUCAAAUUCAAACAUAUUUUUUCAAUAAACAUUAAUCAUUUUUCAAAUCAUGCAAAAAAUUUAAUAACUGUUCGUUAUUUUGUUUUAGCCUAAUAUUUUUUUUAUAAAAUUUAGAAAUUUAGUUUAAGCAAUCAAGCAAUGACAGUCCUGUCAAAUUUGUAAUUAAACUAUUACCCAGAAAAUUUUGAUUUUAUACUGAAUUAAAUGGGCUGAAUUAAUUUACUUGCAUUUAUUUACUUGUACCAUGUUGUAUAGCUACACUUUGAAGACCAGAACAUUAGAGAAAAUUUAUUUCUGAUUUUGAGAUUGCACAUCACCAAUUAAGUUCCUUUUCCUCAGAUAUGAAAGUUAGUCUGUACAAAAAUACUACCAGAAAAAUUAAACACACAAAUUAGUGAUAAAUAUAUUUUAAUUUUUUACAUUCAACAUUUUUUUACAUUAAUAGAAAGGUGGGGGGAACUAGUCCGAUUACUUCAAUUUUAAAAAUAGGUGACCCAAUAUUAGUAAUUAAUAUCAGGCUAUUCUUCAGGAGAUCUUCCUUUUAUUAGAAAGUUUUUCAAAUAAUUGGUUCUUAAACGAAUAUAAAGAGUUCUUUACCUACAUUAUCUAUAGCAUGGCUUUUUCCUAUAUUAUUUUAAACAAAUUUUAGGAAACUAAAAAAAUUAAUUAAUAGUUAAUAAUAAGAAAAUGACAUGGAAUGCUCUAUAAAUUUUCUACCGACACUCAAAUAAGAACCACCUUAAUAUACAUAUAUAGAGAUAUAAGGAUAUAUAUAAUAUAUAUAUGCAAAGCAAAUAAACUAAUAUUGAAAAAAAAUAAAUGAAUGAUAUGUAUAUAUUUUAGAUUCUGAGUGGAACGAGGAAUGUAUUGUUUUUAUAAUAAUGUUUAUUUUUUCAUUUUAUUUUUUUUCAUGUGAAAAAUUUCUACCAUAAAGCAUACUCCGAUUAUCAAGUAUAGCACCUUUUCUGAAAGGAAAUUUUCUCUGAGUGGUAUUUUAAAGAGGUUAUUUAUUGAAAUUCUCAUUAAUAUUUGAGAUAAUGUGGAAAGCCUCUGUCUUUAAGUUAAAGAAGAUUGAAAGAUUAAAAUAAGGUUACCAUUGGCAAAUUGUUUUUUGUUAUUAUUAAGUUUUUAUUAUUUUAAUCUUUUUUAAACAAUCAUUGCUGUCAUAGAAACGCACAUUGUUUUAAUCAUUUUACCAUAUGACAUAAUAUCAUAUAAUGUAUUGUUGACAAAGCAACAUUAUCAACUGAACUCUGCUCAGAAUCAUUUUUUCGUUAGCAAUGGUUUAUCGUUGCUUACAGAUAUAUAUUAAAUUCCCAUCUGUAGCCUGCCUUCCUCACUUCCUACCUACAACAGUGGCUGCACCCAUGUACGUAGUAGGCCCGUCCUUUUUAUAUUUGUUAUUUUAUGGAGUAUUAGUUAAUUUCAAACAACUUUUGUUUUUUCAAAUAUGUAUUGAUAUUAUAAUAUACAGGGUGCCACACAAGGAUUCGACAAAUGCAAUAACUUUUGUUCAAUUAAAUAUUUUUGAUAAUUUUUUUUAAAAAUAAUUAAUAUGCACCUGUACUACAGUUUGUACACAAACAUUUUUUUUUAAAGGAGGAGGACUUAAAAUAAAAAAUUUAAAAUUUCAUUAUAAUUUUUUUAAAUAAAUUCAAAAUAGCCAUUUGGUAAAAUAAAUGUUUAGAACGUUUUUGGUAAUUGAAACUUUUGUUAAAGUAUGGUCUUUUAUUUUAUACAAUUUUUUUGAAGUUUUUGCAAAUGUGAAUAUUACAAUAUUAAAUCAGUUAUUAGCCAGGACACGUGACAGGGAUUUUCUUUUGCAUGAGUUAAUAUUAUCAUAUUAUAGGUAUUAGGUAAUAUCAAUCAAUUAAUAAUGGUAUUUUAUGUUGGUAAACAAUAUUGUUAUGAUUUAAAAGAAAAUUAUUUAAAUUUUCAAAACUUAAAAAAUAGAAGACCAUACUUUAAUAAAAGUUUCAACUACCAAAAACUUUCUAAAAAUCUAUUUUACCAAAUGGCUAUUUUGAAUUUAUUUAAAAAAAAUUAUAAUGAAAUUUUAAAUUUUUUAUUUUAAGUCCCUUUCCCUCUAUAAAAAAAAAUGUUCAUCUAAAAACUGUAGUGUGAAGGCAUACUAAUUAUUUACAAUUAUAUAUAUCAAAAAUAUUAAAUGGAAUAAAAGUUAUUGUAUUUGUUGAAUCCUGGGGGGACACUGUAUACAAAAGAUAAAAUAGCCAAUUCCUGUGUAAUUACCAAUAUAAUAUGAUACACUGUAAAUGUAAUUUAUUUUGUUAAUUUCAUAUAUUUUUAGGAAAAAACUGAUAAGCUUGGCAAAUUGCCAUCGCCAGUUAGUAGAACAAGAAGAUCAAUUACACCAAGUACACCAUCUAAUUCACAAACAAAAAAAUCUCCUGUUAAUGCUAGACCCACUAGAACAUGUACUCUAGUUGAUCGGUCUUUAACAACCAUUGGUAAUAAUUUAUUAUACUUUAUUAAACAAAUUAAUUAUUCAUUUUACUUUUGAAUUAUUAUUUUAUUAGAUAAUUCAGAUUCAGAAAGUGAAUAUUUGAGUAAUAUGGUAAUAACUAAACAAUAUAAUAAGAGAAGCCAAGCACCAAAACCCAUUAAAACUGAAAAUGAAGUACAUGUGAAAACAGAGUCUUUAGAAUCUGCUGAUAAUCAGAAAAAGACAUCACAUCCAAAAACUUAUCCAAGUAAAGAAGUACUUAUGCAACGAAAUGUGCCAAAAAGUUCAAAAUCAUGUGUUUUUAAAGUUCAGAGUAUUAAAAAUGAAAUAUCCAUUCAUUGUGAACAAGUGACUCUUAAUUCACCAAUAGAUUCGAUAAUGCCAUCAUCUUCUAAUAGUACAAAAUCUAAUUUAGACUUUGAAAAUGUUGAAAUUAAACGCGAAAACUGUAGUAAUCUUCAAAAUGAAUCAAAAAUAGCUUCGACUCAUUUGUCACCCAAAGAAAAUUCUGAAACUAAUAAUCAGUCAGUAUCAGAAAUCCCAAAAACAUUUACAUGUCAAUGUCCAUAUGUCAGAAAAAUUGAUACUACAGGUGUUAUACGUGAUCAGUGGUCUUCUGAAGAUGAAGAUGAAAUGGAUUAUCAUAUUCAUUCAAAAGAAUGUGAACAAAAUUUGUUGAAUGAAAAUCCUAAUUUUAAAAUAUCAGGCACUGAUUUUGACCUUAAUAAAAUAAGAUUAGAAAUGAGAGGUCUUAUGCCAGCCUCAUUAAAUAGUCAUUCAGAUAUAAUUCAUAGUUCUACACCAUUCAAUUUAAAUUGUAUUCAACAAAUUAAAACCGAAAUCCCAAAAUCAUUACCAACAGAAGAUGUUUAUGAAUUUAAAGAACCUGAGCUGUGUGAUAUUCAAAACACCACUACUGUAGUUGAGGAAAAAAAUCAUAGAUUUAUAGAAAAUAUUGAUCAACCAAAAUUAUAUAAUUUUGAGAAACCUGUUGAACUUCCAAAAGCUAUUGAAUCUUUUCCACAAUUAGACUUAAUUGUGGAAAAUGAAUCCGUAAUACCAUUUGAAUCUAAUAGCAAUAGUGCAAAUUCAUUUGAUAACAAUGUUGAAAUAGAUACAAAAAUGAUUGUUACAAAUGAAAUAGAAGUUUCUAUUUCUCAGAGUCAAUCAGAACAUGGUUUUUGUGAGUCUGAAAAUAUGGUUAUUAUGGAUUCUACAUACAAAACUGAAAUAUUGGAAAAUUCUAUUGAUGAAUCUUGUCAUAUUGAACUCAGUGAGUCAGAAAUAAAAGAUGAGGUGUUAGAUUUUAGCAUGAAGCCACCUGAAACCCCACCUAGCACUAUUUUCCAUAUGCCAGAAACAAAUGAUUGCGUUAUUGUUGAAGAAGAAGAUUAUGAUGAUGAUGAUGAAACCAAAUUAAUAAUUGCUGAAACUGAUAAAAUUGAUAGUGAAUCAGUUGUUUUUGAAAGUCAUCAUUUUUUAAAUGAGCAAGCUGAAAAUAGUCAAAUGCUGUCAUUACAAUCACAAGGUAUUCAUCAAUUGUCUGAUAUGAAAUCUGAGUAUAUCAUUUCACAUGAUUUAAAAACAGAAACUACAUUACCAAAAGACACAGACGAUGAAAGUACUGUUUCCUGUAACGAAAGCAUACAAAAUGCUUUAAUUCAAAGUUUUCAAAUGUAUUCACAUUUUGAAAAUCAACCUUAUAUGGAUAAUGAUGAUAGUACUAAAUCUGGAUAUGAAUUUGAAUUGAGUUCAAAAUCACCAACCACAGAAAAUGUUGAAGCUGUAGUUAAUGAAUUUAUUAACAAUACUGAUAAUCUUAAUGAAUAUGAUUUAAAAGACUUACAAAUAAAUGAAAUAAAUGAUAAAUCUGAAAGAGAAUAUAACAACAUUCAUCCAGAAUUACAAUGCAGAGAAGAAAUAGUGGAUGAUGAAUCUUUCAAUAAUGCUUUAGUUAUUGAGUAUUGUCAAAAAUCUGCAGAAUAUGAUAUUCAUAAGUCUAAUGAUAGUAAAGAUUUUUUUGACUCUAUUCAACAACCAGUUUCUAACGAUGGUUUGUAUGAAACUGAUAAUUAUAUUGAUAUUAAAACUAGUUUCUUUGAUGAAAGACAAACUGAUAUAGUUAAAAGUGUUAUUUUUGAUAAUGCACCUAUCAGGAGCGAUAUAUAUGAUGGUAACAUUCCUACUAGCAGCAGUUAUGGCCAUGUUCUAAGUACUAAUGAAAACAGUAUUUAUGACAACCCCAUACCAGGUUCUAGUAAAAGCUGUUUCAGUCCAGAGGCUGAUGUUAAUAAUGUACUAUUCUGUGAAGAAACUAUUCCUGGUAGUCCAACUGGAUUAACAGAAGAACAAUUUGAAGCACAAAGAAAAAUACUCAUGACACAAGAUGAAGAAAGAGAAGCUGCCACAACUAUGUAUUCUAUGAAUCAAUCAUACCACAGAUCAUUGUUAGCUGCAGCUAAUACAAAUAAUCAAGCAGACCAAUAUAUAAAUGUUAUCCCAAAGUAAUUUUAUUAAUUUAUUUUAUAGUUAAUUUAUAAGUCUCAUUAUUACUAUUCAGUAUGUCCCAAUUGAUAAUUAUCUCAUAUUUGUUAUGAUAAACCAUUGCAGUUUGUUUUUCAUUACAUUAAAAAUGGGACAUUCUGUAAUAUGAUGAAUAAAAUUAAUAACAUUUCAAUAUUUACAGAGAAGAGGUAAUUGAUCAAACACAUUUAGAAUUCUUAGCUGAGGUUUCUAGUAGAAAUCCUAGUAUAGAAAUAAAAACCGAAAAUCUAGUAACAGAAUCUGAAACAAUUAUCCGGGGUAAAUAUUAAAUUUAUUAAUUAUUUUUAAUAAUGUUUUAAUGAAAUAGUAUAAUUUUUUACAGAGAUAAAGACUGAAGAAAAAUAUCAUACAAGGCGUAAAAACAGUAAUUAUGAAUACCCAACUUCAUCAAAACGCAAUAAAACUGCACAUGUAGUCUCAAGUAUAGGUUUGUUAUUGUAAAAAUAAUUAAAUAAUUGAAACAUUUAUCUUUAUUUACGUUUUAAAUAACUACUUAUGUUAAUUUACUUACAGAUCUUUUCCCAAAACUUUCUGAAACGAAAAUACCUAUGAAAGAUGGAAAACCAUUAAUUGCAUUUAGUAAAUAUUCAAUAUUUAUAUCUCUUUUUUAUAGUUUUCAAUCUUUUGAUUGGUCAAGGGCAGCCGGCUUUGCUUCUCUAUCAUAACUCAGCUUUUCUAGCUCCCAAUAACUUAUCACUAACCAUGUUACAUAUUCCAUGCUUGGACUUUUUUUACCAGUUUUAUCAUCCACUUAGUCUUCAAUAAACUAUCAUGGCUCAAUUUAUUAUCUAACAUAUUACUUAUGGUAUUUAACUUAAUAUAAUAUAGAAUAAUACACAAUGUGUUUGUUAUGUUAAACUUUGAAAUGAAUCAUAAAUACAUUUGAAUUGAAGAUGGAAAUUUUUUUCUGUUCAAUAUAUUUUUGUUUUUUUUUUUAUUUUGAAAGAACUAUCUAGGAUAAUAGGUUAAUACCUUGCACAAUGAUUUUAAAACUAAAAAUCACAAAUUUAAAUCUGUUUAUAGGAAAAAUGAAUUUUAUGAUUUUUAGAGUAAACAAAAAUAAGAAUUCAAAUUUGUGCAACUUCAAUAUUGUUUCAAAACAAAUUUAUAAAAUGGCUCUUUUUAAUUUUAUUGUAUAUUUGAGAUUUUUUGACACUUAGUUUAUUAUAUAUUAGCAAUUUUUGUUUAAAAAAAUAUAUUGACAUAAAGUGUUAAUAAGUUUUAUUUAAGCAAUUACUUAGUUUCGGCUUAUGUCAUCAUCAGGUUGCUUGUUAUACAGUCGUUUACAUAAACAAUUUAUAUUGUUCCUUUUUAAAUUGUUUAUUGUGGGUCGGCCACCUUCCUCUUAAACUUCCACUUGAAUUGUUCCCCCAUAACAUCCUCACAUAUGCCAUUCUCAUUUAAUUCUCAUAACUACCUAACCACCUCUUUUUUAGCCCCCCUCUUUCCUUUUUUAUCAGUUAUCAUUAAAAUUCUUACUGCUUCUGAUUCGACUUUUCUCAAGACAUGUCCAAACUAUCUCGGUCUUAUUUUCUCUUAUUUUGCCCACUUUUAAAGCCAUACCAAAGCUACCUCUUAUGUAUUCAUUUUUUAUCCAAUUUUCUCUCAUCACUCCACUCAUACACCUAAGCAUUCCCAUCUUUGCUACACUCAUUCUUGUUCUAUUUUUUUUGUUAACCACAGAACACUCUAACCCAUACAACAUAGCCAGUCUUACCAUACUUUUUUAUAACUUACCUUAAGCUGCAUUCUCAUUUAAAACACCUGUUACUUUUCUUUAUAUAAUUUAAUCACACUUAAUCCUAUGUUUGACAUCCUUUUCAAAGAUACUGUUUUUUUAAACAAAAAACUUAGGUAUUUAAAAUUCAAUCUUGUCACUUAUUGUCAUUAGCUGUCUUGUUCUGUUCCUCCAAAUUCAUACUAUAUAUACUCUGUUCUAUUUCUACUUAUCAUUAGUCUCUUUCCUUCAAGUGUUACUCACUAUAAUUUUUCCAGAUUUUCUCCUAUUAAAACUACCUAUUUUUCAUCUACAAACAUCAUGGUGUAUGCACCAUGGUACAAAUUAUUACAAGGAAAAUACUAUAUAUGUAACCAAAGAUUAUUUCAUAUUUCAGAUCUCCAUAAGACCUAGUAUUUAUUACCAUUUUUGGAAUUAAUAUUUGAUAUAAUUUAUAAUUUUAGCGGCAUGCAUGAAUAGUCAACAACGGCAAACUUUAAUUUUAGCCAAAAUCAGUGAUCUACGCAAGGAAUAUGGUUCUAUUAAAUCUCGUUUAUCUGUAAUAGAUCGAAGAAGAAAAAGAAUUAAAAAACGAAGAAGAGAAUUAUUAAAGCUUGGUAUUAUGAACUAAAAUAAACCUUUGGCAUCUAAUAUAGUUAAAAAAAAAGUAACUUAAUUGAUUUAAAUGGCAGUCAUCUGGUUAAUAUAUUAUGAUUUAACCCAUUAUAGUCUUCAUUUUUGAGGCAAUAGUUUUUAUAGUAAUAUAUAUUAUAUUUAAAAAUUAAGUUUUUUUUAUUAAUAAUUAUAAAAUUAUAAUUAAGUCAUAGUUGAUAUACAAGUUGUUAAAACAAAGUCAGGAACUUCUUGUAAUUUAUUUCAUUUUAUUUGUUUGUGAGUUAUUGAAAUAUUUCUUAAUGUUUAAUUUAUAAUCAAUUUUCUGAAAUAAUUUAUAUAUUUAAAAUAUAAAACUUAUAAUUUCUUCUUGUGUUUGUGGUUUUAGUGUUUUAAUUUUAAAUAAUUAUAUGUAUUCAAUAAUUUACCAAAUUAUUUAGUUUUUUUUAGUAUUCAUUUUUUAAUCCAACUUUUGAUUUGAACUUUUAUAAAUUGAAUAUUUUCAAAUCCUAUACAUUUAAUUAAUAUUACAUCUUUCCAAAUUGAUUUGACUUAGGAGUUUAAAAAUAAUAAUCGAUUAUAAUAUUGAACUAUGUACUUUUAAUAAAUAUACACUAUUAAUUAUUGAUAAGAAAAGCAUUCUACUUUUUAAAUGUUUUUAGCAUUAAAUCUUUUGCAACGGGAUAAUUUAAUCAAAUGUGUGAAUAAUUAUUAAUCUCUAUUAUACUUGGAUGAAGAUUCUUUUGUGAUUUAUUAUAUUUCAUUUCUUAUUAUAUUAAUGAUUGUGUCUAUUUAUUUUUAUUUUAUUUAACAAUAAUUAAAUGUCAAUGGUUUUACUAGUAUUUGUAUACAUAUAUUAUUCUUAAGAAAUAAAUUAAUGAUUUAUAAUCAUAUAUUUUGGAAGAACAUAUUACAAUUAUUUAUUAGCAUUAUAUUCAUAUAUAUACAUUAUUGUUUAAUGUGUAAUCUUACAUUUAUUCUUAAUAUUAUUAUAUGUUUGUGGUUUAAUUUACUUAAUUAUGUAGCUUUAUGAAAUAAGUACUCAUAUUUUGAAAUACAAAUUAUUUAUACUUAUAUUUAAAUACAC
Cinara cedri is the source of this 29741-nucleotide messenger RNA. NCBI's taxonomy places the organism in Eukaryota, Metazoa, Arthropoda, Insecta, Hemiptera, Aphididae. The record is from the annotation of a GenBank genome assembly.